AUGGUUGAUGAACAAAAGAUCGGAAUUUUUGAUUAUGAUGACGAUGAACAAGCUUUACGUUCUCCUGUACCUAUUCACAUAAUGAAUGUAAUGAAUCCUACAUUUAAUUCUCAAACUCGAUCGUCAACAGUUGGUUCGGCCUUUUCAAUUCCUGCCUAUGGCUCCUUUGCCUCUCAAGUUCAACGAGAAACGGAAAACAGAAUAAGACCGAAUAAUUUACUUUAUGGUUUAACAAAUGAACCUGAUUUUUGUCCCAGUUUUACUCCAUCAUCAUAUAUUACAACUCCUUCCCUUGUUCCUUCACCUACUUCCCAUAUACUGAUGCCCUCUUUUUCACCCGAAUUUCGUCAUGAUAAUAAUAAAAAAAAUAAAUUAUCCGAAGAAGAAGAAGACGAUGACAAUGACAGCAACAAAGUUAUCAUGUUUGAUUGGCAUUUAAGAUGUGUUCCUUUCCAACGUAAUUCAAAUUAUCUUUCAUUUCUGCCUGAUACAAAAAAAUGGAUAGUUGUCGAUGGUUUCAUUAAGAAAGCCAAUCAAAAGCAACAAUGGCAUUCGUCAUUAAUCGUAGAUCGAAUUAAUAAGAUCUUGAUAAAAACUUCAAGUGGAAAAUUAUAUAAAUUGGAAGGAAAGUUAUCCAUUGAAAAUAUGUUAAGGGAUGGAUUUUCGCAAGAACUUUGUGAAAAAUUUCAAGAUGGAUUUCCUGAUAAUUGGAAAGAAACAUUAUCAUUUCACAUGCCAACCAAUUUUUUGGAACCUAUUGUCAUAAUACAAGGUACAAAUAAUACAAAUUAUUCAGAUAGUUCAAAUAAUUCGAAUAUGCUCGUUCAUCAAGAAAUUCAAGAAUCUCAGGAAAUUCGAGGAAUUCGAGGAAUUCAAGAAAUUCAGGAAAUUCGAGGAAUUCGAGGAAUUCGAGAAAUUCAAAAAAUUAUGCAGAUAUUGUGA
Molecule: messenger RNA, 942 nt
Organism: Diversispora eburnea
Lineage: Eukaryota; Fungi; Glomeromycota; Glomeromycetes; Diversisporales; Diversisporaceae
Source: the annotation of a GenBank genome assembly